UCUGUGUACAUGUAGGAUUUUCAGAGGGUAGCUUUGCCCCAAUGCUCGAUUUUUAACUAUUUUCCCAAUUAUCUGUUGUCGACGGUAAGAUCGAACUAUUGUGCGAUAACAAUUAUUCUUACAGGCCCGUACUGCUGUUGUUAAAGUGGUACGUGUCAUAUCUUACUUUGUACGCAGGCAUCAUAUGCUUGAGAAAAGCUAGUGUCGGCUAACGUAAUAUAUGCGGAAUGCGCAUCCAUUGCGGUUGUCGUGCACCAUAUAUGCGCAUUACUGCGACAAAUGUAAUUUUGGUCUUGGCGGUAAAGAUAAUACAAGAAUAUAAAUACUGAAUUUAAUGUAAGAACAACUAUGUCGACAAUGCAUUCUUUAUAUUUAUUUCCAAAUCGCUGCCAUGUAGAUUUUAAUGUUUUCAUUUUAUUUUCAGAUAUGUUUUCAAGUGAGCGCGGAGACCUCAUGAUAACCACAGCUUUACCCUGCAUGUGAUUAAUUUAAUGUGCAAGUUAUGUCGAAUAAUGUCGGAAGAGCAUCUCCGAGUCUUGCUUGUGUACGGAAGCCACAGGUUUUUGUUGACAUAAGUAUCAUUAUUAAGAUACAGCAAGCAAAGGCACCCUUACCAACUGCGUACAGUCAUUUUAAAUAAUCUUCUAUAAAAUGCUAUGUUAACCUAUCGCUGUUAAAAUAUCUGUUUUACUUGGGUUUAUUAUUGAGCCCAUCAUUUAAGCUAUUUUUGUUAGACAUGACAAUGAAGCAAUGAGGGACUUGCCAUGGAACGGCAUGGUGGCUUUUCACACUCCUUGUGAAUGGCACGCUGUCCAUCAGUCCAGUUGGUGUGUCAGUAAACCACAACAUAUCCAUGACUGAAUAUUAUGAGGAAGGGGGUUUGCUGUAUGAGCACUCACCUCCCAUGCACAUCAAAGUGGAGUCUCCAGAGGGUCCCUUUGGAGGCGGGGUCUCAGAGGAUGGUUAUCCCAGAGAGGAUGACGACUCAGAUGGAAGUUGUGACCAGCAGAAUGGAGGGUUGCCUGGAAGCCUGCCCUUCAACGUUGUGGUUGUGCAUCCCAACAUAGUUGCACCUGGGAUGUCUUCAGAUGAACUCAUCCCAAUCGAACAAACUUUAUCCGCAGGAGGCGUAGGAAAACGGAAGAGUCGCUUUAGCGGAGCAGAGCUGGAGGUUCUCGUGUCAGAGGUGACCCGGUGUGAGGGGGAGCUGUUCGGUCCAGCUGGAAGGCUUCGGCGCCGUGAAAGAGAGCGCAUUUGGGCUGGUAUUCUUGAGCGUGUAAACGCUGUGUCUAGAGUCCCACGGACUCUUCGAGAAGUAAAGAAACGCUGGGAUGACCUGAAGAGACGUAAUGGUGGCAGACUUGCUGAUGCAAGGCACCGCACCUGCUACCUUCCAUCCAGCAGAGGGGCUCCAAUUUUGGGAAGGUCCUCCCAACUUAGUCCCAGACUCCAGCAGGCUCGUCAAAAGCAAAGCACUAGAGGAAAAGCAAGCUUCACUUGCCUGUCAGACACUGAUCCAGUUACAGUAGGAGAUGGUUCUGAAAGGGAUGGCUUUGAAAAAGAGGAAGAAGCUGGUGAGCAAGAUUGCGAUGAUGGAGAUGGAGAUUGUGAGGGUGUGGACAACAGCAUUGAAGAUAAACUGGGUUUAGGCCUGGGUUUGGGAAUAGUACCACCUCCGACAUCAGAGCGCUGGCUACCUCCUUCGCCCCUUUACAGCGCUCCCUUCCUUAAUGGGACUCCUCAGCCAAGCCCACAACCAUCCUUAGGAACCCAUCAGGGCCCGCUGGAGCCGCCUCCUCCACACAGUUCCUGGCUGGAAGAUGAACUUCGGGGUCUGGGGGAAGCGGCCAUGCAGCUUGGAGAUCGCAUGGAACAGAACCUGCGUGAGUUUGGAGAAGGCUUCCGACGUGAUAUGCAGACACUUGUUGCUUCACAGGAGGCCCUGACAAAUAGCUUGCAGCAGAAUAAUAUGCUUUUGCAACGUCUAUUGGGACUACUUGAGAUGCAGCAUCAGCAACCGCAGUCUCAACAGCAACAAAUUCCACAACAACAACUUCAGACAGCAAUUGCAGCAAGUCACACAGCAUCAACAGGAAUCUCCACAACAACAGCCUUAUCAACCACAGUCAUUGCAGCAACAGCAGCAAUUGGAGAAUCAACAACUAGAGCAGCAAAUUCCGGCCGCGGUUUCCCCUGUACCACCACCUCCAGAUAUUUUAGAUGGUACUAGGCAUAAUGAACCACCGACUGACAUUAAUGCAACAGCCCAACGGCCACGUCGUGGCAGGACUGUAGACCUUAGACGAAGACGCAGGCGUUGAUGUUGCCAAGAGAUGUGACAUAAUGAACUGUAUUUGGUUACAGUAAAUGUAUUUAUUUUAAAGCAAUGUUUUAUAAAACUAACUAGUUGCAGAUUGUGCCAUGUCAUAGCAACCACUUUUUUUAUGCCUGUCGCAAAUACACAAUAGUGUGUCUGUAUGCGUACCCAAACACACACUCUAAAUUUUUAAAUUAAUUUUUGCACUUUUCUGUUGCUAAAAGUACAUUUCUGAUAUCUUACAGAAUGCACUUGCUUACGUUUCAAUAUAAUAAUUGCAAUUUUAGAAGGAAGUAGGCAGGUUUAAACAUCUCCAGCAAUUAUGCUGUGGUAAGACAUUGUUCAUUUUGUUCCGGGCACCAAAGUUUGGUGCAAAAUUGCAUUUGUUAUCACAGGAAUUGCAUCUAGGCGCUCUUUAAAGGUUCGUUUUAUGUCAUUCAGUGGCAAAUACAUGUGUAUCAGAAUUCAUUUUAUAACGUAUAAUAUUGCCCAAUCACUCUGCAUGCAAUGCAAGAUAUUUAAAGUACUUUGUACUAAGUACCUGUUAACAAAAAACAGUUGUAAUUGGAAAAAAUGUCCAUUGUCCAUAAACAAGUUUUAAUAAAAACAAUCAAUACA
Molecule: messenger RNA, 2935 nt
Organism: Triplophysa dalaica
Lineage: Eukaryota; Metazoa; Chordata; Actinopteri; Cypriniformes; Nemacheilidae
Exons: 3
Coding region: 854-2230 (458 amino acids)
Cellular component (GO): nucleus
Source: RefSeq, a predicted model, not a curated record